Molecule: messenger RNA, 300 nt
Organism: Microsporum canis CBS 113480
Lineage: Eukaryota; Fungi; Ascomycota; Eurotiomycetes; Onygenales; Arthrodermataceae
Exons: 2
Coding region: 1-300 (99 amino acids)
Source: RefSeq, a predicted model, not a curated record
AUGGCACCUAAUGCGUACAUUCAGGAUACCGUCGAGAUGCGAAGAAGUUGCUUUGAUAGAGAUUCAGAUGAACAGAAUGCUCUAGAGAUGAACUCCCUUUACAUACACUCCGGUACAAAUAUCUACUAUGUAUAUAUCUAUAUCGAAGCUUGGCCACGGUUGACUUCUGGUAUCAAUCGGUUAAUUCUCGACAAAUCGGAACCUACGAGUGUAUUGUGUCAAGCAUUUCUGUGGGCCAGCAGGCGGUUAUUCUCUCCGCAUUGGUUGCAUCGCAUCGCUCGUAUUGAUAUGCAAGAAUGA